UUGCAAUGCCUGGACUAUGAGGAUUGCGAAUCGCCUCGUUCGUAGGACCGCUUUCCCGUUCAGUUGCGCGCAGAUAUGGCUCUGUCUUUCUGUGGCAAUGACAACGACACUGCUUACAACGUCGACAGCGGCGUGUUGAACAACGGCUGCUUCGUGGAUGCCCUCAAUUUAGUCCCCCACGUCUUCCUGCUUUUCAUCACUUUCCCUAUAUUAUUUAUCGGUUGGGGAAGCCAAAGUUCAAAGGUUCAAAUCCACCACAACACAUGGUUACACUUCCCAGGGCACAGUUUCCGGUGGAUCCUCACUUUUAUACUACUCUUUGUACUUGUCUGUGAAAUCGCAGAGGGAAUGGUUUCAGACAGGAAGAUGAACACGCGGCACCUGCACCUCUUCAUGCCUGCAACAAUGGGAUUUAUAGCGGCAACCACAUCUAUUGUUUAUUAUCACAAUAUAGAAACUUCCAACUUUCCAAAGCUGUUAUUAGCCCUUUUUAUCUACUGGGUCCUGGCUUUCAUCACGAAGUCCAUUAAACUGGUGAAGUACUGUGAUCAUGGCAUCACCAUGUCCCAGCUGCGCUUCUGUAUAACACUCAUCCUGGUCUUCCUCUAUGGGUCUCUCAUGGCUGUAGAGAUCAACGUCAUCAUUUUCAGGAAAUACGUGUUCUUUAACAACCCGAAGAAAGUGAAACCUCCCGAAGAUUUGCAAGAUCUGGGAGUGAGAUUCCUACAGCCGUUUGUCAACUUGCUGUCCAAGGCUACCUACUGGUGGAUGAACACCCUCAUUAUUUCAGCCCACAAGAGACCCAUAGACCUAAAGACCAUUGGCAAGCUCCCCAUAGCCACGCGGGCUCUCACCAACUACAUGUUACUGAAGGAAGCCUAUGAAGAGCAGAAGAAGAAUGAGGGUGUACCAGAGGGUCGACCUCUGUCCAUUUGGCGAUCCAUGUACAGGGCGUACGGCCGACCUAUCCUCCUCAGCAGCACAUUCCGCUACCUUGCUGACCUCUUGGGUUUCGCUGGACCUCUCUGCAUCUAUAAAAUUGUCGACAAUCGUAGCAAGACAAACGGGUUGAAUAGCACAGUCAAUGGAACGAGCAACAUUCAGGGAGAUUUUGGCAUUGUAGAAAAUCAGACAGACAAAGAAUUUCUGGGAGUCUAUUUUCUGUCAUCGAAGGAAUUCUUGGAGAACGCUUAUGUUCUGGCAGUGUUGUUGUUUCUCGCACUCAUUCUGCAGAGGACAUUCUUACAAGCCUCCUACUAUGUGGCCAUUGAAACAGGAAUCAAUUUGCGUGGAGCCUUACUGGCCAUGAUCUACAACAAGAUCCUCUGUCUAUCCACCUCCAAUAUGUCGAUGGGAGAAAUGACUUUGGGACAAAUCAAUAAUCUUGUUGCCAUCGAAACAAACCAGCUGAUGUGGUUCCUCUUUCUCUGUCCUAAUCUGUGGGCCAUGCCAGUUCAGAUCAUCAUGGGUGUGAUCUUGUUGUAUUACAUGCUGGGAUUCAGCGCUCUGAUUGGUGCAUCUGUCAUAGCGCUGCUGGCUCCCAUGCAGUACUUCAUAGCAACCAAGCUUGCAGAUGCACAGAAGAGCACGUUGGACUACUCCACAGAAAGACUGAAGAAUACCAACGAGAUUUUGAAGGGCAUCAAACUUCUGAAGCUCUAUGCCUGGGAGCACAUAUUUUGUAACAAUGUGGAAAAAACACGAAUGCAAGAGCUAACCAGUCUCAAGAGCUUUGCACUCUACACAUCCUUAUCCAUGUUUAUGAAUGCAGCAAUACCCAUUGCGGCAGUAUUGGUGACCUUUGUGGCGUACACACACUUCCACUCAUCGGAUCUGUCCUCUGCUGUAGCCUUUGCCUCUUUGUCCCUUUUCAACAUCUUGGUGACCCCCCUAUUUCUGCUGUCCACUGUGGUCAGAUUCACAGUUAAAGCUUUAGUCAGUGAACAGAAGUUGAAUGAGUUUCUGACCAGUGAUGAGAUUUCAAAUGAUGGAUUUCGGGGUGGCGAGACUUCACUGAAUGUAGAGACCUGCAAGAAGCACUCAGGAGUUCACACCAAGGCUUUUCACAGAAGACAGGCCCUGAAAGGGAAUCUGGAAGGAUAUGAGCAGCCACAGGGGAGAUACUUUCGGUCCAGGGAUACUGAAGAUGUGUUGGUCAAGGUCACCCGUGGAUUCUUUUCUUGGAGCAGUGGUGUGGUAACUCUUUCAGAUAUCAGUAUAAGAAUUCCAACAGGCCAGCUGACAAUGAUAGUAGGGCAGGUGGGAUGUGGGAAAUCUUCCCUUCUCCUGGCAACACUUGGAGAGAUGCAGAAAGUUUCUGGCAGUGUAUACUGGAGCAAGGAACCUGAAAAUGAGAUGAACCAGGAAACAUCAUGGAGUGCACAUGAGGUUGAGCCUGUGUUGGAGGCGACUGGGAGAACACGAAAUUCUGUUGCUUACUCUGCUCAGAAGCCUUGGCUAUUAAAUACAACGGUGGAAGAAAACAUUACGUUUGGGAGUCCUUUUAUUAAACAAAGGUACAAAGCGGUCAUUGAUGCCUGUUCACUUCAGCCUGACAUUGAUCUAUUGCCAUUUGGAGACCAAACUGAAAUUGGAGAGAGGGGGAUUAACCUGAGCGGAGGUCAGAGGCAGAGAAUCUCUGUAGCUCGAGCUUUGUAUCAAGACACUGGUACAGUGUUCCUGGACGAUCCAUUCUCUGCCCUGGAUAUUCACCUCAGUGAUCACCUGAUGCAGGAAGGAAUCGUCAAGUUCCUCCGAGAAGACAAGCGGACUGUAGCUCUGGUGACACAUAAGCUGCAGUAUCUGACACAUGCUGACUGGAUAAUUGCUAUGAAAGAUGGAACCAUCAUUAGAGAAGGCACCUUGAAGGAUUUUCAGCACCAUGACGUAGAACUGUAUGAGCAAUGGAAAACCCUUAUGAAUCGGCAGGAUCAGGAAUUUGAGAAGGAAACUGAAGGUGAAAGUCAGACAAUUCUUGAAAGGAAAACCUUGCGCAGAGCGAUGUAUUCUCGAGAACCCAAAGGUCAAAUGGAUGAUGAAGAUGAAGAAGAAGAUGAAGAAGAUGAUGAAGAAGAUAACAUGUCUACAGUGAUGAGACUUCGGACAAAAAUGCCUUGGCGAGCUUUCUGGAGAUAUCUGACCUCAGGAGGGUUCCUUCUGCUCUUCUUGCUUGUAAUCUCUAAGUUACUGAAGCAUUCUGUCAUGGUGGCCAUUGACUUUUGGCUGGCAGAGUGGACAUCUGUCCGUGCGAGCCAGCCAUCAUCAGAGAAUGAUGAAUCAAUGGACAAGGCUGAACAAAAUUACUACAAAGUAUGGUAUAGCAUCCUGUGUAGUGUGGGGAUCGUGUUGUGCCUCAUUACAUCUCUGACUGUGGAGUGGAUGGGCCUAACAGCAGCCAAAAAUCUCCACCGUAAUCUCCUAAACAAGAUCAUUUUAGCACCAGUGAGAUUCUUUGACCUGACACCACUGGGCCAAAUCCUCAACCGCUUUUCUGCUGACACAAACAUAAUAGAUCAGCAUAUUCCCCCGACACUGGAGUCCUUGACCAGAUCGAUCUUCCUCUGUCUGUCAGCAAUAGGUGUUCUUUUGUACGUCACGCCAAUCUUCCUCGUGGCUUUAUUGCCUUUUGGCAUUGCUUUCUACUUUAUACAGAAAUACUUCCGGGUUGCUUCAAAGGAUCUCCAGGAGCUGGAUGACAGUACACAGUUACCUCUAUUGUGCCAUUUCUCGGAAACCGCUGAAGGGCUCACAACGAUCCGAGCAUUCCGACAUGAAUCGAGAUUUAAACAGCGUAUGCUGGAGCUCACUGACGCCAACAAUAUUGCCUACUUGUUCCUGUCAGCUGCCAACAGAUGGCUGGAAGUUAGAACGGAUUAUCUUGGUGCCUAUAUUGUACUUACCGCAGCUUUGGCCUCCAUAAUGUAUGCCCCUUACUCUGGACUUUCAUCUGGUCGUGUAGGAUUUGGUCUUACCUAUGCAUUAACGGUUUGUAAUUACCUCAACUGGGUGGUAAGAAAUCUUGCUGACCUGGAGGUGCAGAUGGGAGCUGUGAAGAAGGUCAACAGUUUCCUGAACAUUGAGAGUGAAAAUUAUGAAGGAACCAUGGAGCCAUCCCAGGUCCCGGAAGACUGGCCGCAGCAAGGAGAGAUAAAAAUUCAGGACCUCUGUGUUCGAUAUGACUCAUCUCUCAAACCGGUGCUUAAACAUGUCAAAGCCUACAUCACACCUGGUCAGAAGGUAGGGAUCUGUGGUCGCACUGGCAGUGGGAAGUCAUCCCUGUCUCUGGCUUUUUUCAGAAUGGUGGAUAUAUUUGAAGGCAAAAUUGUCAUCGAUGGAAUAGACAUCAGUAAACUCCCUCUUCAUACUCUCCGCUCCAGACUUUCCAUCAUUUUGCAAGAUCCUGUGCUGUUCAGUGGAUCCAUUCGUUUUAACUUGGAUCCUGAGUGCAAGUGCACUGAUGACAUGCUGUGGGAGGCACUGGAGAUAGCUCAGCUAAAGAACGUGGUCAAGUCGCUGCCGGGUGGAUUAAAUGCCAUGGUUACUGAAGGUGGAGAGAACUUCAGUGUUGGACAGAGACAACUCUUCAGCUUGGCCAGGGCCUUUGUACGAAAGAGCAGCAUUCUCAUUAUGGAUGAGGCUACAGCUUCCAUUGACAUGGCAACAGAGAGCAUUUUGCAGAAAGUAGUGAUGACAGCCUUUGCCGAUCGGACUGUGGUGACAAUAGCACAUCGCGUGACUUCCAUUCUGGAUACAGACCUAGUGUUAGUCUUUUGCAAAGGUAUUUUAGUGGAGUGUGGCAAUUCCUCACAAUUGCUCUCUCAAGAGGAAAGCCCCUUUACCUCUCUGCACCGAGUGCAUACCAUCCUUACUGCAGACCUGGUUAUUGUGAUGAAACGAGGCAACAUCCUUGAAUAUGAUAAACCUGAAAGUCUCCUGGCACAUGAGGGAGGCAUCUUUGCAUCCUUUGUAAAGGCUGAUAUGUGAAUCCUGGUAUUCCAUGUUAAUCUUCUUUCACUCAACAACAAUGUUUUUUUUUGCUUUUUAUUAUCUAAAGUUAUGCAAUCUUCUUUAAGUCAAAAAACAUACUUUCAUACCUUCUCUCCAAGACCGUCUUUGCUUUAAUCAAUGUCUGUCAGUAUAACAUGUCACAUCCAACUAGACUAUGCAAGCAUUAGCCUUAAAAUGAUUGAUUUUUCACCUUAAUGAACCACAGAAUGCACCGCAGUGCUAGAGAAAUGUCAUUGUACGAGACUGAAUGGAUUUAUUCUAACUUCUCAGAAUUACGUGUUGAAUUGUAAUCAUAAGUAAGUUUUUUUGUGGUAAAAGUGUUGCAAUUCAACUGGGAUUAAUACCAAUACAUCCCCUUACUUAUUACGGUUUGCAUUGUUUCAAAUAUUUAGUUAUUCAACUUAUAGAUAAAUUAUUAACAUGAGGAAGUCGACAGAUGCUGGAAACCCAGAGCAACACCCAUAAAAUGCUGGAGUAUCUCAGCAGGUCAGGCAGAAGUCGAUUAUCUAUUCAUUUCCACAGAUGCAGUCUGACCUGCUGAGUUCCUCAGUAUUUUGUGUAUGUUGCGAAAGAUGAAUUGCUCGUGUUUGGAGAUGCACGUUGGCUACAGAGAUAUAUAUAUAUAUAUAUAUAUCUAUAUAUAUAGAAGGGUAAGAUGUUUGUAUUUAUAUAGGUAUACUCGUUGGAGAAUGUUGGGUUUAGACCAGUCAGUAACUACAACCAUUACGCAAUGGAGCCACUCUAGCCUCAGGUCAAGUAAAUAAAGUAACCCAGCAGACAAAGCCAUUGUACUUAGCAAAAGGUGAUGAUCAGAAGUAGGAUAGAGGAAAUGCUUUGGCUGAUGUAUGCAUUUCUUCAUCUCCAUUGUUGUAUUUGGAGGUAUUCACAUCCAACAGUUCCACUUUCAGCUACCAGGAUAUCCAUGCAGAAGAGGCAAACAGAUUUACUACAGUCCAAGCAAAUCAGAAUCAGAAUCAGACUUUAAUCGCCAAGUACCUGUGCACAUACAAGGAAUUUACUUCCGGCAGAUGUUGUCUCUCUGCUCAUAACAGUAAUAAUGAUAAAUAUAAAUGAAAAUAUAGAUUAUCCAUACAGGUAGUGCAAUCCAAGUAAUAGUUAGCCGACUGUUAACCGGCAGUUAACUGUUCAGCAAAGUGACUGCAGUAGGAAAAAAACUUCUCCAGUGCCUAUUAAUCUUAGUCUGGAGGGAUCUGAAGCGCCUACCAGACGGAAGCAGUUCAAACAGUCCAUGUGCAGGAUGGAAGGAGUCCUUUAUGAUGUUCCCCACCCUCUUCUUCAACCUGGAAGAGCACAGGUCCACAAUAGAGGGCAGGGAGGCUCCAAUGAUGCGCUCGGCAGUCCUCACUGUGCGCUGUAGUCUGGUUCUAUCCUGCUUGGUGGCGGCUCCAAACCACACAGUGAUGGGGGUGCACAGGACAGACUCAAUGACUGCAGUGUAGAACUGCGGCAGCAAUUCCUGAGGCAGACCAUAUUUCCUCAAGAGCAACAGGAAGUACAUCCGCUGCUGGGCCUUCUUCAGGAUGGAGCUCCCACUUCAGAUCCUGAGAGAUGGUGGUUCCCAGGAACCUGAAGUUCUCCACGGUGGACACAGGGCUGCCGAGGACUGUGAGGGGGGACAUAACAGGGGGAUGUCUCCUGAAAUCCACUAUCAUCUCCUUUGUCUUGAGCGUGUUCCGCUCCAGAUUGUUCCGACUGCACCAGAGCGCCAGUUGGUCCACCUGCUGUUGAUAUGCAGACUCAUCACUGUUCUGGAUGAGUCCGAUGAUGGUGGUGUCAUCUGAAAACUUCAAAAGCUUCACAUAAGGGUUGGAGGAGGUGCAGUCAUUGGUGUAGAGGGAGAACAGCAGUGGAGAGGACAAAUGAUUGUUGCGUACCAGCUCAAGAUACAUGGCUCUCAGGUGUGAUGUCAGCCGUCCCUGAUAGUGACCUUCUUGAGAUUCACAGCCUUCUGUCUCUGUCAUAUCACACUUCCUUUCCUUGCCCUUGACUGUACCCAGACUUUGUGGGCUUUAAACCUCAUGGUGGAAGAGCUCUUCCAGCUGAUAUCCAAACAAUAACAAUGCCCCAUAUGCACAAAAUGCUGGAAGAAAAUAACUAGACAGGUAGCAUCAGAAUUGAGAGCAUCACAGAACUACACAGCAAUGCCCCCCCCCCCCCUGGAUAUUGUGGUGACCUUUUAACCUACUUCACAAUCAAACUAACCCUCCCCUCCCAUAUAGCUCACACCCCUCCACUUUUCUUUCAUCCAUGUUCCCAUCUAAGAGUCUCUUAACUAUCCCCAAUGUACCAGCCUCUACCACCAUAGCCGGCAGGAAUUUCCAGGAGCUUGCCAUUCUCUAUGUAAAAAAAAGCUAUUUUGACAUCUCCCUCAAACUUUCCUCUACUCACUUUAAAACAGGGGCUCAUAAUCUAUGGUCCUCAGGCCCCUCUAUUAAAGGGAGGGGCAUAAAAUGGUUGGGAACCCCUGCUUGAAAAGGAUGUGUUCUGCUACUGAACAUUGCUGCCUGGGGAGAAAGUCUGUCCACUCUCUCAAUCGUAUAACUUUAUGUAUGUCUAUCAAGUUGCCUCCCGUCCUUUGUCACUCUAAAGCCCUAGCUCACUGAAACUUUUCCGUAAGGCUUGUUAAAACAUAGAAACAUAGAAAGCCUACAGCACAAUACAGGCCCUUCGGCACAGAAAGUUGUGCCAAACACGUCAUUACCUUAGAAAUUGCCAGGCUUACUAAUAGCCCUCUAUUUUACUAAGUUCCAUCUACCUAUCUAAAAGCCUCUUAAAAGACCCUAUCAUAUCCACCUCCACCACUGUUGCCGGCAGCCCAUUCCAUGCACUCACCACUCUCUGAGUAAAAACUUACCCCUGACAUCUCCUCUGUACCUACUCCCCAGCCCCUUAAACCUGUGUCCUCUUGUGGCAACCAUUUCAGCCUUGGGAAAAAACCUCUGACUAUCUGCAUGAUCAAUGCCUCUCAUCAUCUUAUACACCUCUAUCAGGUCAUCUCUCAUCCUCCUUCACUCCAAGGAGAAAGGGCUGACUUCACUCAACCUAUUCUCAUAAGGCAUGCUCCCCAGUCCAGGCAACAUUCUUGUAAAUCUCCUCUACACCCUUUCUAUGGCUUCCACAUCCUUCCUGUAGUGAGGCGACCAGAACUGAGCACAGUACUCCAAGUGGAGACUGACCAGGGUCCUAUAUAGCUCCAACAUUACCUCUCAGCUCCUAAAUUCAAUUCUACGAUAGAUGAAGGCCAAUACACCAUACGCCUUCUUAACCACAAAGUCAACCUACGCAACUGCUUUGAGCAGCCUAUGGACUCGGACCCCAAGAUCCCUCUGAUCCUCCACACUGCCAAGAGUCUUACCAUUAAUACUAUAUUCUGCCAUCACAUUUGGCCUACCAAAAUGAACCACUUCACACUUACCUGGGUUGAACUCCAUCUGCCACUUCUCAGCCCAGUUUUGCAUCCUAUCAAUGUCCAGCUGUAACCUCUGACAGCCCUCCACACUAUCUACAACACCUCCAACCAUUGUGUCAUUAGCAAACAUACUAACCCAUCCCUCCACUUCCUCAUCCAGGUCAUUUAUAAAAAUCACAAUGAGUAAGAGUCCCAGAACAGAUCCCUGAGGCACACCACUGGUGACUGACCUCCAUGCAGAAUAUGACCCUGUCUACAACCACUAGGGAACUAGGGAAGCCAGUUCUGGAUUCACAAUGCAAUGUCCCCUUGGAUCCUAUGUCUCCUUACUUUCUCAAUAAGCCUUGAAAGGGGUCCCUUAUCAAAUGCCUUGCUGAAAUCUACUGCUCUUCCUUCAUCACUGUGUUUAGUCACAUCCUCAAAAAAUUUAAUUAAGCUCAAAAGGCACGAUCUGCCCUUUACAAAGCCAGGCUGAAUACUCCUAAUCAUAUUAUACCUCUCCAAAUGCUCAUAAAUCCUGCCUCUCAGGGUCUUCUGCAUCAACUUACCAGCCACAGAGGUAAGACUCACUGGUCUAUAAUUCCUGGGCUAUCUCUACUCCCUUUCUUGAAUAAAGGAACAACAUCCGCAACCCUCCAAUCCUUGGGAACCUCUCCCAUCCCCAUUGAUGAUGCAAAGAUCAUCGCCAGAGGCUCAGCAAUCUCCUCCCUCACCUCCCACAGUAGCCUGGGGUACAUCUCAUACAGUCCCAGCGACUUACCCAACUUGAUGCUUUCCAAAAGCUCCAGCACAUCCUCUUUCUUAAUAUCUACAUGCUCAAGCUUUUCAGUCUGCUGCAAGUGAUCACCACAAUCACCAAGAUCCUUUUCCAUAGUGAAUACUGAAGCAAAGUAUUCAUUAAGUACCUCUGUUAUCUCCUCCAGUUCCAUACACACUUUCCCACUGUCACAUUUGAUAGAUCCUAUUCUUUCACAUCUUAUCCUCUUGCUCUUGACAUACUUGUAGAAUGCCUUGGGGUUUUCCUUAAUUCUGCCGGCCAAGGCUUUCUCAUGGCCCCUUCUGGCUCUCCAGUUUCCUUCUCAAGCUCCUUCCUAGUAGACUUAUAAUCUUCUAGAUCUCUAACAUUACCUAGCUCUCUGAACCUUUUGUAAGCUUUUCUUCUUGACUAGAUUUAUUACAACCUUUGUACACCACGGUGUCUGUACCCUACCAUAACUUCCCUGUCUCAUUGGAAAAUACCUAUACAGAGCUUUACACAAAUAUCCCCUGAAUAUCUGCCACAUUUCUUCCAUACUUUUCCCUGAGAACAUCUGGUUUCAAUUUAAGUCUCCAAUUUCCUGCCUGAAAGCCUCAUAAUUCCCCUUACUCCAAUUAAACACAUUUCUAACUUGUCUCUUCUUAUCUCUCUCCAAUGCUAUUGUAAAGGAGAUAGAAUUAUGAUCACUAUCUCCAAAAUGCUCUCCCACUGAGAGAUCUGACACCUGACCAGGUUCAUUUCCCAAUACCAGAUCAAGUACAGCCUCUCCUCUUGUUGGCUUAUCUACAUACUGUGUCAAGAAACCUUCCUGAACACAAUAUCUAAUAUCCUCAAUAUCCCUGUUACUAUUAGACAGCCUAUAAAAAACACCCAGUAAAAUUAUUGACCCCUUCCUGUUCCUAACCUCCUGUUCUCUAAUCCAGACAGCAUUCUGGCAAAUCUCCAAGGCACCUUUGAAAUGAGGCAAGUGAUUUUUUUAAUUAUUUUUUUUCCCCAAAAAUAAAUGAGAGAUGAUACUGCAAGUGCGGUCAUAAGUGGUAAAAGCUGAAGAUCAGCUUUAUGUCACAGUGGGGUGUGUGUGGGGGGGGGGGUUUAUUGGGUGGUGAGGAUGUCGGGGAAGCUUUGUGACAAAAGGUUGUUGAACCAGCCUCGAAUUCUAAUGAAGUAAUCAGAGGCUGGAGGUGGACGUCAGGUUGGGAAUGGGAAACAAAAUUGAAAGGAUAAGCAAUUGGAAAGGGUUGCUUGUGGAUCUCAGGGAUAUCUUCUCUCCUCAUUCUCCAUACUCAUAGAUCCCAACCACUCAUUGUCACCCAAGUAUGCCUCUCUAUUUUGCUUAUGAAAAAUAUUUGAGACAUUUUUCAUGGAGUUAUAAUAUUGUUGAGUGCAGUAAUUGGCAUAUCAUGCCCUUGCUGACCAUUGUACUUCAGCAUGCUGAUCCUAUUUACCUGCAUUAAGUAUACACUAUUCUAUGCCUUGAUCAUUUAUGUACUUGUUUAGAUGCAUUUUAAAUGUUGUGAGAGCAUCACCCUUCUGCAUCCUCUCAGAGGAUAUGUUCCAGAUUUCAGCCCCCUCUGGAUUAAAAAAGAACUCCCUCUCAGAUCCAUUCCAAACCUUCUGCACCUCAGCCUGGAUCUAUGCCCUCUAGUCUUAGACUCCCCCCACCAUGAGGAAAAGAUAUUCACUCUGCACUCUACUUUUUCCUCAUCAUUGUAUACACCUCUAUCAGGACACCCUUCAGGCUCCCCUAUUCCAGCAGAAGCAAACCCAAACCAUAGCUGUGUGCAUACAUCUACUGAUGCUUCUGGACACACCAUCAGUGAUGUUCCUGGAAUCAUCAGGUGUUUCGGAUCUUUCAACAUCAUCCACCCUUCUCCAGGUGAUCCAGCCGGGGCUGAUCAGACCCCAGCUUGUGUCCAGAUGGCUAGCUACUUAUGACACCAUGGCUCCCCUCUCUUGAGCCACAGCACAGACUCCUCAUAACAAAAUGGUCCCAUCCAGACAAUUUGCAGGUGGAUCCCUCUCAACCUUUCCAGUGUAAUCAUAUCUAUCCUAUUCAGUAGCAACUAGAACUGCACACAAUAUUCCUGAUGUAGCCAACCAAUGUUUUAUAAAUGACGUCGCAGCUGUUAUACUCUAUGCACUAUCGUUGAAGGCAACUAUUCCGUAUGCCUUCUUUACCACUUUAUCUACUGUGCUGCCAUUUCAGGGGUUUGUGGAGAUGUAGCCCAAAGUCCCUCUGUUCAUGAACACUCGCUAGGGCUCUACCCAAUAACUGUGUAUAUGCAACUCUUGUUUGUCCUCCCAGAAAGCACCACCUCUCACUUGUCAGGAUUAAAAUCCAUUUACCAGCUUCCAGCUGAGCUAUAUUGUGCUGUGGACUUGGACAGCUAUCCUUGUUAUCAACUGUGCCACCAAUCUUCAUAUCAUUUGCAAACUUAAUGAUCAUUUUUCCAUUUGUAUCCAAGUUGUUAAUGCAUCUCACAAACAUAAAACUUCCCUGUGGGGUAGAAAAAUGUGUAUGUUUGUAAAAGCCUAUAGAAUUAUUACUGAAUGCUGCAAUAAAUACUUAAGCAGCAGACUGGUUGCACUGAGGUACAUAUCUGCAACUGAGGUUUCAGAUUGGUUGACUUUGAAGUAAACCUCAUCAUUUGCAUGUUGUCACAGAGGCCAACAAUAUUGAAAUAAGACAUGGACAUUGUUAAUCUAGAAUUAACCUAUAACAUAUUCGAUAAGAGUGACAGCCCUCACAAAUAAUUCAUGGGCUGUAAAAUACUUGGAGGAUGUAAUGGAGAGUUUGAAAACUUGCUUUUUUACUGACCUCUUUCUUUUAAUCCCUUUCUAGCAUAGUAGUUGGAAGAUAAUUUUCCACAAUUUGUGCUUAUUGGUAUAAAUACUGAUUUAAGAAAGAUCUUAAUAUUAUCAUUGCUAACAAUUAAGAAAGAACAAAUUGCCUUGAAAUAUCAAACGUGUUCUUGUUCUGCAGUGCAAAACACAAUGGAAAAACACCUGUAAUAAUUAUGCUAUACAUACACUCCUUAUAUUUGUCAGUUAUUACUGAUCAAUCUGCCUUUUCUUUACCCCUUUGGUGAUUGUAAAAUGUUGAGAGACUUGUAUUUAAUGUUUGGAUAUUGUUACUUUGGAAAUUAAUGAGUACUGUAUCUUAAAGUAAAAUCAAAUGAGAAGCAGGUGUCUAGGUAUGACAAAAGGAAUUUUAAGAAUGGUAGAAAAUACAAAGUAACUGAAAUUAGUUUGGAAAGACUUGUUUCACUUGUUGAAAUGGUACAAGAUGAAAAUAGUGAAUAGGCCUCCAUGGCAGACUUGGGAUGAAUGAAUGCAUUCAGAUUGGUAUUGGUUUCUUUAAGGCUCUACACCAGCCACUAUUGCACUAUUGUAAAUACGUAAUUCAAGUUUCCUCGAAUGUUUGCUUUACACUUCCUUAUCAAUAAAAUGGAGAUUUUACACGUUCAAA
Molecule: messenger RNA, 12663 nt
Organism: Hypanus sabinus (Atlantic stingray)
Lineage: Eukaryota; Metazoa; Chordata; Chondrichthyes; Myliobatiformes; Dasyatidae
Product: ATP-binding cassette sub-family C member 9-like
Exons: 41
Coding region: 76-4983 (1635 amino acids)
Biological process (GO): transmembrane transport; potassium ion transport
Cellular component (GO): membrane
Molecular function (GO): ATP binding; sulfonylurea receptor activity; ATP hydrolysis activity
Source: RefSeq, a predicted model, not a curated record